Molecule: messenger RNA, 1137 nt
Organism: Lindgomyces ingoldianus
Lineage: Eukaryota; Fungi; Ascomycota; Dothideomycetes; Pleosporales; Lindgomycetaceae
Product: translocation protein-like protein sec66
Exons: 2
Coding region: 199-918 (239 amino acids)
Biological process (GO): post-translational protein targeting to membrane, translocation
Cellular component (GO): Sec62/Sec63 complex
Source: RefSeq, a predicted model, not a curated record
UUCUCCUUCACUGAACUAACAAUUCACACACUUGUCCCGUCUCCUUUCCUUCUUUUCGCACCCCAGAUGAUUCUGCCGCUCAUUUGACACACCGCCGCCCCAGAUAAUCAACCCGGACCUUUGUUCUCCCUGUCUCUAAUCGCCCCGACGAGGAAACAGCAUCCCCGAGCACAGCACGCACAAACAGCGCCCGCAACCAUGUGGCCCUUUGACGCCGUCAACUGGCUGGCGCUGUCAAUCCCCUUCGCCUAUCUCUUCAUCCUCAUCGGCUCCCUCACUGUCUUCUCCAACCUCUACCGAAAACGACAAGCCGCGACCGCCGCUUCGCUCGCGCCAUGGUUCCCCCCACAUCUGCAUCGCAACAUCUACCUCACGCUGCUACACCAGGAGAACCCGAAAGUGCCGGAUAGUAUAUUGAAGGCCGCGCUACUGCGGCGCGCGACUGAGGAUAUUCACCGGAUAGUGCAGGUCCGGAAUGCGAAGCAGGCGCUGCAGGUUCUGUUGCAGAGAGGCAGCGUGGGAGACGAUUUGUGGCAGCGGUUUCAGCGGGCGGAGAAGGAGAUCGAGGAAGAAUUGCGCGAUGUCGUUAACGAGGCCAACGCAUUUGCCCCUAACUGGGGUACCACCAUCUUCCAAUCCGCCUCCGAAAUGGCCCAAAACGCGCACAUACGCGAGCGCCUUGCCGAAAUCCAGGCCACUGCUCCCGCCGAAAAGGAAUGGUGGGAGAAGCGCCGCACGGAAAUCUCGUCAAAUUUCAUGAAGGAGCUGGAUGAGGAGAAAAAGAGCCCAACCGCCACUGAGGCGGCGAGUGGUAAGCCUGCUGCAAAAACAGGGUCUGACGAUGAUGCGGUAAUUGUCGAGGCGGGGGGUCCAACCGUGAACGCGGGGAAGGGCAAGAAGAAGAAAGCUAAGCAUUGAGGUGUGGGUGACGACAGGGUUGCUCGGAAGCGAGACGUGCUGAGGUGUUGUGGUGUACAGUUACAGAGAGAUGUCAUUAGUCCGAGGGUUAGGGAGGCUAGAGAGAUUUCUUGGGCCCAUAGCAUUACCGGCGUUGAGGUGUUCAAGGCACCUCGGGAAGGGGGCACGCUUAGCUGGCGCUUGAGAGGGAUUCUCAAGGGCUACUUGUAUGAACAAAGC